Molecule: messenger RNA, 1794 nt
Organism: Lingula anatina
Lineage: Eukaryota; Metazoa; Brachiopoda; Lingulata; Lingulida; Lingulidae
Product: carboxylesterase 1C
Source: RefSeq, a predicted model, not a curated record
CUAACGGAACAGCGCAGUAAUAUGGCGAUAGCAUUUUUGAAGUCGGUUAAUGCAUUCUUAGCAUUAUACUUUAAUUCUCUCCUGUCAUCCCAGCCCCAAGUGACCACGAAGAAUGGUGAAAUACAGGGAAUUGUGGAAACAGUCCAGGGACAGCCUGUCAAUCUGUUUCUUGGUAUUCCUUUCGCUGACCCACCUGUAGGAAGCCUCAGAUUUAUGAAACCCCAGCCUGUAUCCAACUGGACUGGCAUUAGGAACACGACUGCCUAUGGCGCAGUGUGUAUGCAGGAGGAAAUGUUAAUUUCUCAUGGUACUCAGAUGUCCGAGGACUGCCUGACCCUGAACGUGUUCGUUCCCGGCACCUUGAGCAACACAACCAGGAAGGCUGUGAUGGUGUGGAUUCAUGGCGGCGGCUUCAUGAACGGAGGGACCAACGUGUACCAUUUUCAUGAAUUCGCUAUUCAAGGUGACGUCAUCGUAGUAUCAGUCAACUACCGCUUGGGUGCAUUUGGAUUCUUGACCACUGGUGACGUCAACGCUCCUGGUAACGCUGGACUCUGGGAUCAAAUAGAGGGACUGAAGUGGGUGAGAGAUAACAUAGAAAACUUUGGCGGAGACCCUAAUAAUGUGACCAUCUUCGGUGAGUCGGCAGGUGGCAGUUGUGUCUCGCAAUUAGCCAUGACAUUAGCCGCUAGAGGUCUCUUCCGUCGCUUUAUAUCCAUGAGUGGCACUGCGCUGACCGAGUCGGCCUGGGUGAAAGACGAUGCCGAUAUUGCUACCAAAGUUGGACAGAAUCUUGGGUGUAAUGCUGCAGCCUCAGAAAAGGCAAAGUUGGCAGCUUGUCUCCGCGACGCCAAUGCGACCGCCCUGCUCAAAGCGUCAGCUCGGGAAGUGUUCCCUAGGCAUGUUACAACACCAUUUGGUCCUGUCGUUGAUGGCGACAUGUUUCCUCUAACUGUGUUGGAAAUGCUGAAGGAUAGCAACUCGGACGUGGUGAGAAACUUCUUGUCUCUGGACUACAUGGGCGGAUUCACGAACUCUGAUGCUGGAGUCUACCUUCUUGUGCUACCCUUUAACACCACCCUUGGCGUUCAGCCCAGUUAUAUGAAGGAUACCUUAAUCCCUCAGUUUGCAGCGGAGGUGUCCUCCUACCACCAAGAUGAAAUAGCACGGAGACUUAGAGGACUUUAUUACGACGCAAGUGCCGACAUGGCAGAGACUGGACGUCUGAUGGUCAACUACUACACCGAUACCCUUUUUGCUGUGCCUACAGUUGGCUUCCUCAGAUAUCAUCUCAUGGCACCAGGUGGCUCCACCUAUCUUUUCUAUUUCACCAAGGAACCCUCGUUCCCGCAUUUGGUACCUGUGCCUGCCUGGUUUGAGGGAGCAAACCACGGGGACGAUCUCCUCUUUAUGUUGGGCUUAGAAGUUGAUGUCUUGAUAAACAAUAUUAAUUUCACCGAGGCAGAAAAGAAUAUUUCCACAGCCUUUAUGACCUACUUUGCGAAUUUUGCAAAGACUGGAAAUCCUAACACCCCUGAUGCAGUCCCAAGCCCGUGGCCAAGCUAUACGCAUGCGGAUGAGGCGUAUCUAGACAUCGGUGACGUCAUACUCAAUGAAACUGACGUCAUACCAGAGCGUAUUGACCUCUGGUUAGACACCGUCCCUGCCAUAAUCGCCAAACCGACCACUUCCGCUCCGCCCACCACGCCAGUGGCCAGUGAUGGGAAUCUGGACCUAAUUAGCACUAUACUUGUUGCUCUUAUCUUGUUGAACACAUUGAUACCAUUUCCUUAA